This is a messenger RNA of Otolemur garnettii (small-eared galago), 1206 nucleotides long. Its product is annotated as vomeronasal type-2 receptor 1. Gene Ontology annotation, cellular component: membrane. Gene Ontology annotation, biological process: G protein-coupled receptor signaling pathway. Gene Ontology annotation, molecular function: G protein-coupled receptor activity. NCBI's taxonomy places the organism in Eukaryota, Metazoa, Chordata, Mammalia, Primates, Galagidae. The record is from RefSeq and is a predicted model, not a curated record.
AUGUGGGGAUAUCAGGUGGCACAGAGUUUUGUCUUUGCAGUUGAGGAGAUCAGCAGAGAUCCCCACCUGCUGCUCAACCUCAUGCUGGGCUUCUCCAUCCAGACCUAGGGGGACUUGGUGCACAGAGCUCAUGAGACCAUGGGCUUUCUCACAGGGGUUGAGGAGUUUGUCUCCAACUACAUGUGAGUCAGCCCUUCCUGGGCCACCCUGGUUGGAGACACAUGCUCAGCAGUGUCCAUCCCCAUGGCCAGGCUCCUGGAGCUCUACAGAUUUCCUCAGAUGAACCAUUCAUCCAGCCUGGUCAGCCUCAGUGACAAAACCCAGUUCCCAUUCUUCCUUCAGACCCUGGCCAGUGACUUCACAUUCUCCAAUGCUCUGGCCCAGCUGUUGCUUCACUUCUGAUGGUCCUGGGUGGGCAUUCUGGUUCAGGAUGAUGACUUUGGACAGCAGAGCAGCAUCGAGUUCCACUUUCAUGUCCCAUCCCUGUUGUCCCUGGAGAAGAUCAACACUAUGGUCCACAAGAUGGAGAAGGGCACAGCCACCAUCAUGUUGGUCUUCCUGAGCAACUCGAAUUUCCAGGACAUCUUGAGCACCUUGAAAUGUGGCAUCUCGGGCCAGGUCUGGGUCAGCCAGGACAUUCUGCACACAGGGCUGGACCUGACCACGCCAGGAGUGUCCCAGGUCCUACAGAGCUCCUUCAGCCUUCUGCAGCACCGCAGCCAGGCCCUGGGGUUCCCUGAGUUCCUCUCUCACCUGCACCCCACCAGGACCCCAUAAGACAUGUUCCCAAAGAGGUUCUGAGAGGCCACCUUUGGAUACACCUGGCCAGCAGGAAACAGCACGGUGGUAGGGGAUUUUUGCUGAAGGAAGGAGAGUCUGAGAAGCCAGGAGCGCCCUUUCUAGAAAGUGAGUUGAGCGGACAUUGCAUACUCAGCAGUUUACAGCAUCACCCAUUCCCUGCAGGACAUGGUGGCCUGUGAGCAGGAGGACAAGGCAUAUGCAAACAUUUGGCACUUCCAGCCCUGGAAAGUCCCCAGCUCUGUCUGCAAUAGGAGUUGUGCUCCAGGAUUCAGCCAGAUCCCCUGACGGUUCCCCCACUGCUGUUUUGACUGCAGCUCCUGCCCUGAGGGACAGUUUGCAGACCAAAUAGGUGAAGACUUGCAGAGGCUGAAUCCUGAGGGGCCUCACACAUUCCCAACCCACUGA